UAGUAUAUUACUUUUCCAACUUGGUCAUUCAUUCUCUUCCUUCCUUCAAUAAUAGAUUACAACCAAAGAACACAACACAGGAAAAAUAAAAAUCCAGUCUUUUUCAAUAUUCCAUUUUUUGAUUUUUCUCAACAGUUCAUCACAGAAUUUCCAACUCAUGCUCAUCAUCUCCCACUAUCCCAAUUUCUUUUUGGGGGUCUGCAAAAACCAAAGUAAACAAACAAAACCCAAGUCAGUGAUUAGUGUGAAGAGGAGAGAGAAAGAAAGAGAGGGAGAGCCAAUUGGUUUGUUUCCCACCAAAGUUUCAACCUUUUUCUGGGACCGUGAAAAUUUCUUCUAAUUAAGCCUUUUUUCAAGCUCAAGUGGGUCAUUUCUUUGAGGUCCAACAAUCCCACUUGCUUAUCUUUCUUUCUUACCUGCCCUCCAUCUCUCUCUCUCUCUCUCUUUCUCUUUCUCUCUCAUAAAUGUUUUAAACUCCUUCAAUAGUCCCAAUAGUUGUUACUUUGUAUAGAAAGUUAGAUCCUUUUUCUCUCAAUUUGGGAAUUGUAUACUCUGAUUAUUCUGCUUCUGGAGGGUGAAUAAGAGGGUCUCAAAAGUAGUGAAAUUUAAUAUUUUUAUCUAUUGGGGUUUGCCAUAUGUUUGAGUAUUUGCCUCUGUGAUAUAUCUUCUUCAAAGAUUAGAUUUUUUUUUUUUUCUGAAAAGGGUAGGUGGUAACUUUCAAUUGAAGCAUCUGGGUCUUCUUAAAAUCGAAAAAGCUUCACUGUUACUACUUGAAAUCGUUUUCUUUUGUGGGUUUUCAAUGAUGGGUUGUACUUAGAUUUAGGGUCCUUUUGUGGGGUUUAGCUGUAUAAAGACAAAGAAAGUCAGAAGAGAGGGUCUUCUGUUAUUUUGUUUUUGUUUUUGGGGGUUGGAUUUCAUGCUUGGUCCAAGACAAUGGAGAUGUUUAUGGCCAGAUUUUUAUUCCUUUAGCAUUCAGUACAGAAGCUUAAGGAAAUAACAUGAAGAACUUGCUUAAGAAACUCCACAUCAUGUCAAAUCAACCAGAAGAUGUAGAAGGAGGAUCUACUUCAUCUAGGAGCAAUAAUAAGUCCAUUAUUGAUGGUUCUUCUCCUGAUAGACAUUUAGUUCCAAGGUCUCAUCAUAGUUCUGAGAACAAACCCUUUUCAGGUCUCUCUGGAUGGUUGAAUUCAGUUGCUAAUAGACAUAGCUCAAACAUUAGAACUGAGAGAACAGAACUACCAUCUGAUGAAGUUAGUAUUGUGUCUGGUUUAGAUGUUAGUUCUUCAGAUGUAUUGAGGGCUGAUUCAGGGUCUAGUAACUCAAGAGAUCCUGAUGUUGAGGAAGAAUAUCAGAUACAAAUUGCUUUGGAAAUGAGUGCUAGGGAAGAUCCAGAGGCAGUUCAAAUUGAAGCUGUGAAACAGAUUAGUUUGGGUUCUUGUGCUGUGGAUAAUACUCCAGCUGAAGUUGUUGCUUACAGAUAUUGGAAUUACAAUGCUCUUAGCUACGAUGACAAGAUCUUGGAUGGCUUCUAUGACCUGUAUGGAAUCUUGACCGAGUCCACCUCAGAAAGAAUGCCUUCCCUCAUUGAUCUACAAGGAACACCUGUAUCCGAGGGAGUUGCCUGGGAAGCAGUUUUGGUUAAUAAGGCUGCAGAUUCAAAUUUAUUGAAGCUUGAGCAGGUGGCACUAGAGAUGGCUGUAAAGUCGAGAUCAGAUUCUUUGGUUUUUGUAAAUAGCGAUUUGGUGAGAAAACUUGCUGUUUUAGUAGCCAACUAUAUGGGUGGGCCGGUUGGGAAUCCUGAAAACAUGUUGCGAGAAUGGCAAAACCUUACAUACAAUUUGAAAGCAACACAUGGGAGCAUGGUUUUGCCGCUUGGUUCUCUGAAAAUUGGAUUGGCUCGUCAUCGGGCAUUGCUAUUCAAGGUUUUGGCUGAUAGUGUGACUAUUCCGUGCCGACUAGUUAAGGGGCCGCAAUAUACUGGCUCCAGUGAUGUGGCUAUGAAUUUUGUAAAGAUUAAUGGCGGAAGGGAGUACAUUGUUGAUCUAAUGUCGGAUCCCGGCACACUCAUUCCAUCUGAUGCAGCUGGAUCGCAUAUAGAAUACGACGAUUCUUGCUUCUCGGCUAGUCCUUUAUCCAGAGACAUUGAUUCAUCUCAUGUAGCUUCUUCCAGUAGUGGAGUUGGAAGUUCAUUUGAGGAUCAUUCAGAUUUCGGGACAUUUGAAAACAAAUCUAGGUUAAGAAAUCCGCAUUCCACGGGGAGGGAUUCUGAUGACAAAGAGGAAUUAACCGCUCAUUCACAACUACCCGUGGAAUCUAAAGUUGAGGAAACAAAAGCUGAGGGAGAAUCGAAGAUUCUCUCGGACGAUUUUAAAAAACCACCCAAUGCCGAGAAGGGACUUGUGUGGGAUUUUCCGAACAAAAGUAGCUACCCUCAUGGUCAUGGGCAUGCGAGAUCUCCUUCUUGGACUGAAGGUGUCGGUUCUCCUGCUGUUCGUAAAAAGAAAGUGAAGGAUGUUUCGAAAUACAUGAUAGAUGCAGCCAAAGAAAACCCGAAGUUGGCUCAAAAACUUCAUGAUGUGUUGCUUGAAAGCGGUGUUAUUGCUCCCCCGAAUCUGUUUACAGAAAUCUAUCAAGAUCACUUAGAUGCAUCAACAGCUGAGGCUAAUGCCCAAAAAGAUUACGCGGGUGAAACUAAAGAAGGCUCUGGAAGUGGAAACCGAGAAAAUAGAGGCCAAGAUGAUAUUGCUCGGCCUUCCUUUCUUCCUCCUUUACCACACCACAAGGUACACACGAAAACAAACUCUCCUGGUCAACAAGAGCUUCUAAAACUUGUUGAAGGUUUAGGGGUAAACCUUGGACGUGAUAAUCGAGAAAUAACAGGACACGUUAUUUCAUCACCAGCCGAAAUAAAUCCAGCGAAAUAUGGUAAAAAUGUCCCUGUUGCUGCUGCUGCAGCAGCUGCAGCAGCUGUUGUUGCAUCUUCGAUGGUUGUUGCUGCAGCAAAGACAAGUGCUGAUUCAAAUCUCGAACUUCCUGUAGCAGCAGCAGCCACUGCUACGGCUGCAGCUGUGGUUGCAACAACUGCAGCUGUCAGUAAGCAAUACGAGCAGGGUAUGCGAAGUGAUGGUGACACAGAUAGCGGUGGUUAUGAACCCCGAGGUAGUGGUGACCGUGAACAUGAUGCUGUCGUGGGAACAAAUUCAGAAGGCGAGAGAGUAUCGGAUAAGUCAGUAGGUAACGAUAGCUCGAGAUCUGACUCAAUUGACGAUGUUGCUGAGUGUGAGAUUCCGUGGGAUGAAAUCACCAUGGGUGAGCGUAUCGGACUUGGAUCCUAUGGGGAGGUUUACCGUGGAGAGUGGCAUGGAACUGACGUUGCUGUGAAGAGGUUCCUUGACCAAGAUAUUUCAGGCGAAUCACUCGUCGAGUUCAUGAAAGAGGUUCGAAUAAUGAAAAGACUCAGACAUCCCAAUGUUGUCCUGUUCAUGGGCGCUGUGACACGAACUCCAAAUCUUUCGAUUGUUACGGAGUUUCUUCCAAGAGGUAGUUUAUAUAGGUUACUUCAUCGGCCUAACAAUCAAUUAGAUGAACGACGGCGUUUGAGAAUGGCUCUUGAUGCUGCUCGGGGAAUGAAUUAUUUGCACACGUGCUCGCCAGUGAUUGUACAUCGCGAUUUGAAGUCCCCGAAUCUUCUCGUCGAUAAGAAUUGGGUAGUUAAGGUCUGUGAUUUCGGACUGUCUAAAAUUAAGCAUAGCACAUUUCUCUCUUCGAGGUCCACUGCAGGAACGGCUGAAUGGAUGGCUCCCGAAGUGUUACGAAACGAACCUUCCGAUGAGAAGUGUGAUGUUUAUAGCUUCGGGGUAAUAUUAUGGGAACUUUCUACAAUGCAACAGCCGUGGGGCGGAAUGAAUCCAAUGCAAGUUGUUGGUGCAGUUGGAUUUCAACAUCGUCGUCUCGAUAUUCCAGACGAUAUGGAUCCUGCUAUUGCGGAUAUCAUCCGAAAAUGUUGGCAAACAGAUCCAAGAUCAAGACCGACAUUUUCCGAGAUCAUGGCAGCUCUGAAGCCGCUACAAAGGCCGAUAAACAACAGCGCACAAAUUCCUAAACCCGGUGCAUCAAUGGGACGCGAGAGAGUUCAUCAACCCCCACGAGUUUCGGAAGAACCUACCGACUAAAAAGAACGAUUUUUUUUUCUUCUUUUCUUUUUCUCCUUAUCUGACUGAACAUGGGUUUUGUUCCAACCAAGUAAUGCUGAGUCAAUUUGCAGGUUGUUUGGGACACAAGUGAGAAAGAAAACGUUUGAAGAUCAUAUGAGAUAACAAAUACUCAAAAUUUGAGAUUGUGAUUCUUUUUUUUGUUCCUUUGUAUUCUUACUAGGGCAUCCAUUCUCAAGGGUGUGCUUUCAAUGUAAAAAAUUAAAAAAAAAAAAGGAAAAAAAAAAAGUUCAAAUGAAUUGUUGUAAUCCAUGUUUGGAAUUUUUGGUGUCUUUUUAAA
Cannabis sativa is the source of this 4491-nucleotide messenger RNA. Its product is annotated as probable serine/threonine-protein kinase SIS8. The record is from RefSeq and is a predicted model, not a curated record. Gene Ontology annotation, biological process: protein phosphorylation. Gene Ontology annotation, molecular function: ATP binding; protein kinase activity. The transcript is spliced from 13 exons. Lineage: Eukaryota; Viridiplantae; Streptophyta; Magnoliopsida; Rosales; Cannabaceae. The coding region runs from base 999 to 4172 and encodes 1057 amino acids.